GCUUGCCUUGGCUUUUCUGGCAGCUGACUUUGGUGGGGAGCCGCCGACAGCCGGGCUGGGUUCGUCUAGGGAGCCCUGGUUUCGCGUUUGCUUUUGCCCUGAAGGGGAGCAUGCAGACCCCGGAACCCGAAGAGGCGGAGGAAGAAGAGGACCGUACCCCGCUCCUGCUGCGAGAAGCCCAGCCCACCGGCAAGGCGGGUGAGAGCAGCGGCUGGAGGGACCGCUUGCCCCCCAGCGCACACCUCAGUCGUGAGCCUCCCGCCCUCUUUUUGUCUCCAGCAGCCAGUCCCCCUCGCUUUGAGGAGGUGUGGGGUGUAGGCGGGUUGGCGGGAGAGAGACAUUUCUGUGGGGGUGCCUCCACCAGUUCCAGUAUCCCGUGGAGAGGUGUCUUAACAGUCCCGGUCCUGUGCAGGUUUGCCAGUAGCUAGCAAGCGCAGCAUUAUCCCCCUUUAUUCGGAAGGAAGUUCCAUUUCGGUGCUGACUUCCCCGGACUGCCGUCUGUCGCCAUGAGUAUCACCGACUAUCACGGCGACCAGCUUCAGAGGGGUGGUCGGCGACAGCAAACGCGGGGAGAGGUCUUGUGGCACCGUGAAAGCUAACGGGUUUAUUAUACUUUCGUGGGCUACGUUGCAUUUGGGUGAACAGUUGCCUUCACUUGCCAGCUACACAUAUACAUACGCAGAUGUCGAGGGAGAAACCUCAAAGUGUGGGUUCAAGAGUGUAUGAAGUGUUAAGGCAAUUUACAACCACACAGUAGUAGUAAUAAUACAUACAUUUGACUGAGUUGCCCUAGUCACUGUGGGCAGCUUCCAGUGGCGUAGCGUGGGGGGUGCAGGAGGGGCCGGCUGCACCAGGCGCAACUUCUGGGGGUUAGGGUUAGGGGGCGCAAAUCCACAGGUUAGGGGGCGCAAAUUACUUGCCUUGCCCCGGGUGCUGACAACCCACGCUACGCCACUGGCAGCUUCCACAAAAUAUAAAAACAUAAUGAAACAUCAAGUUGUUUAACAACUUUUUUUAAAAAAAAAAACCAACAACUACAGAUAGUAGCCCAGAGCAGAGAUCUUGAAAUUGCAGACUGAUUGUUGUGAAUGAUUGGGCAGGCUUAUCAUGUAUACAUUACAGUGGUACCUCUGGUUACGUACUUAAUUUGGUUACAUACUGCUCCUCCCUGAAGCUCCGUUCUUAACAUGAAACUGUUCUUAACCUGAAGCACCACUUUAGUUAAUGGGGCCUCCUGCUGCUGCCGCGCCACUGCCGUGCGAUUUCUGUUCUUAUCCUGAAGCAAAGUUCUUAAGCCGAGGUAUUAUUUCUGGGUUAGCGGAGUCUGUAACCUGAAGCGUAUGUAACCUGAGGUACCUCUGUAGUUGUCGUGAACUGUUGAGUCCACCGUUUACAAUUUGCCCUUUACUCCUUUGUGUGUGUACCAAAUAAGGAUAAUGUUUAAUGCAUCUGAUGUGAACAUAAGAAGCUGCAUUAUAUCAUUUUGCCCAGUAUUGUCUCCAAGGUUGUAGGUCUUCUCUUAUCUGCUACUUGAGUUUUUAAGCUGGAGAUGCCAGAGAUUGAACUCAAGUCCUUCUGCAAGCAUAGCUAUUGACCCUCCCCUAAAUGGGAUCUAAUCUACAAAAUUUAUGCUCCAUUAAAUCUGUUACGAUGCUGUAAUAAUUUCCCUCGGUUAAGCACAUAACUGCUGCCUGGGGCAUGUAUUUAAAGUACACUGCCUAGGAAGUAGUACAGUUGAAGUCAGUGGGUCUUCAUUCUUAAGAAACAUGUUUUAAAUACAAGCACUUGCAUGUUAAAAAUUUCCCUUAUAGAAGACACGUGCCUGCACACGUGAGAAACUUUUCUGUAGGUGCUGAUGAACAGGAUGGUCACACACAAGCAUGUCAUGAUCCUACACGUGUGUUUGGUUGUUGCUUCCUUAUGCUUAAACCGUGCAGCAAAGCUCCACUGAAUGGUGGUGAAAAAAUAUUUUUAAUAAAUAAAUGGAUUGAGCACCAUCCACACAUGUGCAAUUGUUGCAUGUCAUGUCUUUCAGCAUUGUUGGUUUGUAAAUACUGGUGUGGUCCCUGAUUAGAUAGUGUGCAUGCUAUCAAUGCAGGAAUUUUGUGCUGAUUGACAGUAGAGCUUGCAAGAGAAAACGAAGUAAGUCUUGUUUUGUUUUACUAAGUUGUUGCUCUUAUCAGAGCAUCCUAGAGAUCGCUAGAAAUAGAAUGGUUUGGCCAGAAAACAAAAUGUCUUGGCAUAUCAGUUAGGUAAGUGUUGUGUAGGGACUAGUUUGGGAUGUGGGUGGCGCGGUCAGGGGUCCCUUUACCUUAGGGACUAGUUGCUAUGGAGGAUUGUUUACCUCUUAUGCUGUAUGACAAAACUGAGGGGAGUUUCAACUGUCAAUUGUAAUAAGGAAUUAAAAGGAAAAAAAUUUAAAAAAUCAAGGCUAACACAAGCACCUUGCAUGAGCCUAAGAUACACUUUAAACUCCAGUGUGUAUGUUUAUAUCACUAUGUGCAUCAUUUCCAGGUUUAACCAUAGUAAAUAAGGAAAACAGAAGGGUUUGACUAUUUGCAGAGCACUUAAUUUACUGCAAAUUGGAAAGCCAAAAUUCUGUAACCCCAAAAUGCCAAAAUACACAAUUUACUGUGAGUAGGUGGGAAAUGCAGCCAUGUAAACCAUGCAAAUACUUGGUCUGAUCUGUCAUAUUUUAUUUAAUUGAUGCAAGUUAUUCAUUAUCAGCAGAAGAAACUAAAGUGCUACCAUGCUAGGUUGAAUACUGUGACCCAAUUACAAGACAGUGCAAUAGUUGAGGUGACAAAGUGGUGUCUCAAGGAAUAUGAGCAAAUAUUUGGUAAGUGAAGAGGAAGAAUGCUGCAAGACUGAGCAUAGUCCUGUACAUAUCUACUCAGAACUCAGUGUCCCAGUGAACUCAAUAGAACUUACUUCUGAGUAGACGUGUAUCAGAUUGUGUUGUUACCCUGGGCACUAAAAGUCCAUACUAAGCUCUCUUAAUGAAUUGGGGGGGGGGGGGCUUUUUCAAUGAUGUAAUCAACCCCUGAAAAGCUAGGACUGGUUUCUGAUCCAGAGAAAAGGGGGAGGUGAACACUUUGCAAAAAAAUUGUAUAAACAUUUUAACAGGCACUUCCAAGGGGGGUGAGGAAGAGAGACCAUAAGCUAUGCAGCUGCAAAGUAUUGGCCAAGUCGUUAUCUACAUGGUUGCAUUUCACUACAGGGCCAGUGUGUUAAUCCAGAGCAGGGGUCGGCAACUUAAGGCCCUUGGGCCACAAGCGGCACACAGGAGUCGUUUAACUGGCCCCCGAGCCACCCACUUGGUGAGUCUCCACAUGCUGCGCUAAACCGGCACAACACAGCAUGGGGACUUGCUUUCGCAGCACCGAAAAUUGCAACUGCGCAUGCGCAGAUGCCGAAAAUCACAUCUGCACAGAUGCAAGUGCUGAAAAUCGCAUCUGCACAGACACCAGAAAUCGCGGGUGCCCACGCGAUCUGGCCCACAGAGGGAUCUUCACUGGAGUGAACCGGUCCAGGCAAGGUAAACCUUGUUGUGCUUAGAGUAGGGAGAUUUGCCUUAAAAUUUCUGCUCCUCCCUGAAGCUCCCUAGGUGGUCUUUGGCUACUUGCUGUCACUCAGCCAAACCUGCUUCACAAGAUUAUUGGGACAGCCCCUCAGUGUGGACUUGGAAAAGAAGCAGCUUAAACAUUUAUUUAUUUAUUUCACAAAAUUUACAUUAUUCUUGAUUGAAGUAAAGCAUCAAAAUAGUUUACAAAAAUAAUUAAAUAAUAAAACAUCAGAUUGUAAUAAAUGUUCUGUCUUCUAUAAACUCUUUUGCAUUUUGCCUAAAAAAUAUAAUUAGUGGAGCUCAUUCCCACCUCCUCCAGUGGUGUAUUUAGCAAACUGUGUCUGCUUGGUUCCUUCCUACCAGCCCAUGGCGGGAACAAAGCACAAACCUUGGUUUAGCGUUGCAUACAAACUGGGGACCUUGGUUUGUUUUGCUCAAACCACUAAGCCAGGAACAAACUACCAUGACAUGCAAAUACAGUGGUACCUCAAGUUAAGUACUUAAUUCGUUCCGGAGGUCUGUUCUUAACCUGAAAUUGUUCUUAACCUGAAGCACCACUUUAGCUAAUGGGGCCUCCCACUGCUGCCACGCCGCCAGAGCACAAUUUCUGUUCUCAUCCUGAAGCAAAGUUCUUAACCUGAAGCACUAUUUCUGGGUUAGCGGAGUCUGUCACCUGAAGCGUAUGUAACCUGAAGCGUAUGUAACCUGAGGUACCACUGUACUGCCGUUGUGUCUCUCCUGCUGGUCCAACUGAGCUCAUGACUUACCUAAAGUCACCCAGUCCAUUCUUUGAGGAGCCAGGAUUGUCCCUGGAACCAAGCCGAAAGCUCUGUCCCAUAGAUUAAACUUCCUCUUGGUAUUUAUUCAUUUCUGACUAGCAGUAUUUAUCCUGAAAAAUCAUCUGGAACCUGAGCGUAAGUGCUGUUUGUAUAGAUCUAUUUACAUUGAUUGAAGAGAAGGGCAUGUUCCUAACGAUAAAACUUAGAAAACAGUACAUGCAGGUACGUGAACUAACAUCUUGAGAGACAGUAUACAUCCAGUUACUAGAUGCAAGAGAAUGGCCAUAUCUAGGGCUGCUUUGUUUAAUUUAUUUAUCUUUUCAAAAUGUUUAAUAAACUGAAAAUUAAUUGGGCAGCAAAAUUUAAAUAUAUAUUCUUUUCAAUACAAAUGCAUAUAAAAUCUUGUUGAAAGAGGUAUUAUUCCUUUUCUCACACAAGAGGGCUGGAUGCUUCUUACAAGUUGAUGCCUGCUAGGAAACACAUGUGCAUUCUUUUUUUAAAAAAAAAAACCAAGCAAACAAUGUUGCUUCAGAAAUUCUGCAAAAUUGAGUUGAUUGAUCAUUUAACUAAAACUCGUAUGAUUUAUUGAUCAGGUUGCAAUGUAGUUCCUAACCUGGCUUCCUGCCUUAUUUCUGCGCUCCCAGAGACAUCUGGAUGGAAACAGAAUGCUGGACUUUGAUCCAAUCAAACAAGAUAGCUCUUAAUCCCUUUCAGUCAGCUGCCUUUGUCCAUUUCUACUUGCCACUAAAUGUUCACAUUGGAAAUCUUAAAAUUGGUUUCCUUUUGCAAUCGCGUGCACUUGUGGCAUAAGUUUUGUACAAUUACAUAAAAUAUCCUUUUUUAAAAAAAACCUAAACAGGACGGUCUGUUAUUAGACAAGGAAACAGCACAGAAGAAAAAAUGUAGCAAAGUGAUAAGGAAGCUAUCCUUAUAAAUAAAUAAUUAAAAACCAUUAUUGUAAGGAUCUGUAAUCCCACCAUAUGUAGCUCGGUCACAGUGGUGUUCAUUUAUCCUUCCAUAAAUCAUGGGUUAAAAAAGACAAUUAAAAGCAAGAUUACAGUCCUGUCCUUUCUGGCAAUGGCUGAUCAUGUUGAAAUUUGGGGUUGUGUGUUGCUCCCUGCCCAGCACAGUAUUGUUAGUUUUACUUUCCCAUGUUUGGUCGGAAGUUGUCAGAGGUCAGAGAUCAUGUUGAAGACCCAAAUACCGGUACUUGUCACAGUGUACAUCCAGACUUGUUUUUUUUUUAAUGGUGAGAGAUUAAAGCAGCACACCUAUUCCCACUCCCUCCCAAAACCAAGGUGGUUUUCUCAGCAGCAAGGGAUUUCCUAGUCUUCUCCACUACUCUGCAUCUUGUAGAGACUUUGUACAGCCCUGUUUUCAUUUGCUUGGGGGACAUGGAACAAGUAAAAGUUGGUUGAAAGUGGUGUCUCCUAAGUAAUAAACCUGCACUAACAGCUGAGAAAGGUAAAUAAAUGAAUUUGAUGCUAAACAUUCAAUUCAAAAAUACUGUGUGUAUCGUUAAGUAAGAAAUCAAAUGGCAAUGACUGAAAUACAGAAUUUGGCAUUUAGCGUUUACAUGGCAGUUAGAGAGAGGCUACUGACUGAAAGCAGUGUGAUGUGACGUGAAUGGCAAAAGGCGGGUUGCUGAGGGAAGCAGAGCUGCAGAACAGGAUAUUCCACAUCUACCAGCAGAGGUGGAUCUGGAGGAAAGCCAGAAGUGGUUUGCGGAAGCAGCAAUAGCUUAAGGUGGUCUUGCAGAAAGGCAGAAGAAUAAGGAUGUUACUAACACCAGUGAAGGCUCCUUUGCUGUUUAAUGUUGGGUACUAGAACAGCAAGAUAAUAAACUUGCCAUGCCACGUCUACUGUGCCUCAUUUGCAGUAAUAAGUAUUCAGGGCAACUUCCUCAAACUAAAAAUGUUGAAGGAGCUUUCCGUUCAGAUCAUGGGAGCAUUUCGAUGAUCCAGCACAACAGUAACUAGGAAAUUAGAGGGAAAUGUCUUCGAAAACAAGGUUGGUUGUGAAAGAAGUAGCUCCCGGGGAUGUAAAUGGUAAGAAUUUAAUAUUGUGCCUUGUGGACCUGAAGUUGUGUUGUGGCGUGUUAUUUUUUUUUUUAAGGAUGUUUGUGUGUUUGUGUGUGUGUGUGUGUGUGUGUGUGGAGAGAGAGAGAGAGAGAGAAUCACAUAAUAUUUUCCAUAGUAUAAUAAUCAUGCAGUGAAGCAAAUAUGAGUAAUAUUUUUUGUAUAUUUAAAGUGAGAUUUUGGUGAACAUGUUGUGGUUUAUUUGCAUUUCAUGAUUGAAAAGUAUAUGUUAAGACAUGUGGACAUAAUAUUGGGGUGUGAGUUUUAUUUCCCCUUUAGGGUUGGAUUUGGGGGAGUAAGCACUCUUGAGUAGCUGCCAGAAUGCACACUUUGCUUUACGUGUUUGUAUGUAUGUUGCAUCCAUGAGUGAGCAUGUAUUGAGCGCACUUCUCCUCUUGUCAUUUGCUUGAGCGUCUUACCCCACUAUUUUUAUUCCUUUGUACUAGGGAUAUGGAAACUGUGGCCCUUUAGAUGUUGUUAGCCAUGUUGUCUGGGACUAAUGGGAGUUGGAAUCUAACAACAGCUGAGAAUGGGGCACUAGUAGUCAGUCCUCCAUAUAUGGUUUGCUCACCACAAUUUAUCCAAAAAUAUGGCAUAAUUUCUUAUGAAACGCCUUCAGGCCAUACCUGCAAGCUUUUGGGGUCGGUCAUUUGACAUUCCUUAGCAGAGCUAAGAAACUAUUGUGGGUAAUGUGCCACUAAGUCAUACUCAGAGUAGAGCCAUAACUUUAGUAAUUUAAGGUCAUUGAUUUCAGUGGGUCUACUCUGAGUAUGACUUAGAGGGAUAUCGUCUUCUGUUUCUCAGGCACAUUUUGUCAUACCAGAUGUGUCCAAUAGCUUAGAGUUUCUUGGUAAAGGCUUGAAGUGCCUAAUAAGGCUACAUAAAUAAAUCAACCCUGUGAUCUUAUGAAUGAUUACAUCCCUUUAGCAAACGGUUAAAGUUCAUGUUUAUUCUAACUGAAAUAAUUGAACAAUACAUAAACAUAUACUCUCCUGCUUGUGAAUUAAUAGAUAAGCAAUGAUUAUUGUAAAUCAGCCUUUACCAAAUUUGUGCCUUCCAGUUUUGGGGGGUUGAUGGGAGUUAAAUUCUAAAAUGGGUGGAGACCCUCGUGACGUGCAGGCCAGCCUUGGUCCACAAGGCUAUUUCCCUGCCAGAUGUCAGUGGGUGACAUCUCCUGAUGGAUGAUGUUCAGUUCUGCUGGGGGCUGCUUCAUCAGCACAUCCCCUGCAGAGAACACACUGGUGAAGCGGACCCCUGCAUAGAGCAGAUUGGCCCAUCAACUGGUGAGCGGAGUGUUUGAUCCUGGCUUGGUGCUGCUUCACCAACACUUACCUGGGGGAAAUGCACUGACCAAGCUGCCGUCCACCCAGGCCAAAAUGUUUCCCCAUCCCUGGGCUACAGUUUCAGGAGAGCACAUCCACACCGUGGAGUCAAUGGAUCAAUCCUGCUUCUCAGUGAACUCUUGAGAAUUGUAGUUCUGUGAGAGGGGAUAGGAGUCUCAUAACAAUUCCCAGCACCUUUAACAAAUUAGAGUUCCCACCAUUCUUUGGGCCAAACCAUAACGGUUACAGUGGCAUAAAACAACAUAAAUGUAUAGUGUGGAUGUGACCUGACAACUCAACAUUUUGUGGCUACUGAAUAUUCUCAGUCCACGCUGGAUGGUUUUGGUGGUGUGUCCCCCAAUUAGUCCAUUGCCUGCAUUUUGGCUUAUGUGAGAAUGAGUCUGGGGGCAAAGCCAAGGCAGCUGGGCCUUCUGCCUUUGUUUCAGUUAAAGAUAGGUUGCUACCCAGAGUUGUGGGGAUUUAUUUUUACAUUAACGCUUUUUAAUGUGCAUCACUUUUUCUUUUAGCGCCAAUAUGCUGCUCUGCUCGCCUCAGCUUAGCGAUCUGGGCCUUCUUGGGAUUCUUUCUCUUAUAUGCACUUCGUGUCAAUUUAAGUGUUGCCCUGGUGGACAUGGUAGAAUCAAAUGCAAGCUUGACCAAAAAUACUUCAAAUGUGUGCAAAGAACAUUCUUCUACCCCAGUUGUUCCUCGUAACACUACGGUAAGUUUUACCAGAUCUACUUUUGAGAAUGCUGUGUUAAAGGGUAUGUGUUUUAAAUUAUUAUCUCUUCAAGAACCGGCGGAAUGCCAGUAUUGGGGGUGAAUAAAGGGUUGUAUCCAACUAAGUUCUACUAAGAGUAAACCAAAUGGACGGUGUCCACAAUGAGCCCACUCUACUAAUUUCAAAGAGUAUGACUAACAGUGGGAACAACCUAAAUACUCUUGCAGUAUAAUCUGAGGCAUUUACUCAGAAGUAAAUCCAGGUGAUUUUUAAUAGGUUUUACUCCCAGUUAGGUAGGUAUAGGAUUUCAGCCUUACCUUGGACUAAGCCUGAUUUAGUAAGACCCAUUGAAAUCAUACUCCUACAUUCUGAAUAAACAUGCAAAGGAUUGUGCAGAAUAUUAAAUCAGCACCCCCUUGUGAAAUUAUCCAAGGGAUCUUUAAAAGCAGUUAUGAUCAGAGGACUAUAUCUUAUCUCUCAGCAUUCUUUUGCAUGAUCUGUGCCUUCAAAUAGCCUUUGAAGUUCUUCCUAUCACAGAGAUUCUGCUCACAUGAUGCCACUAUAUUAUCUGCAUCAAUCAGUCUGAGCUCUGACUCCUUACAUAGGGUUGCUAUACAUCCAGAAUUUCCCGGAAAUUGCUGGGAUUUGGCCACUGGAAUCGGUGUCCGUCUGGGCGGAAAUCACUAUAAUGUCCAUGAAAAUCCGGACAUGUGGCAACCCUUGUCAGAAGUGUAGGUUUUGGCGAAUUUUCUUGAAAAUAGCUUAAAAACAUCUCCCCCCCCCCCCGCAAGGGUCAACCUUUGUGUCCAGAAUUUCACUUUUCAAAAUACGGCUACCCUACCUUACAGUAAUUCUUGUAGGGGUGUGUUUGUUUAAGGCAAGUAACAUUCAGUCCUCAUCAAAUCCCUUUAUAGAUUUUUGCUGCAUCCAUUCUGUCUCCAGAAUCACAUGUACACUGCAGAAUCACUCCCUUCCUGUGUGAUGUGAUGGAUGCUACUGUUCUGAAAAUAAAAAGAUAACACCCUGGAACCUAGGAUAAUGCCCUGACAACUCUAGAGAACUGCUGUCAGUCAGUGUAGACUAUAAUGACCUAGAUAGACCAAUGGUUUGACUUGUCAUAAGGCGGCUUCCAGUGUUGCACAUAGUACAGGCCAACCUGGACUGCACCACAAUAAUGUAAAUGAGGUAAAUUUGGGUGGUGUUUUUUAAAAAAAAACCUUAUUGUACAGCCUAUAGUUGUUUAAAGUUUGUAAGUCUGUCAAGUGUGGUAGUUCAUACAUUAAAUAAAGAAAAGAAGAGGAGAAGGCUUUGAAAUCAGUUGAUAUGUGAUUAUUUUUAUGACAUUGCGACUGGGCUUUGCUUGCUUUAGGUGCCUAGUUGACAGAAUGAAAACAAUUAGCAGGAUAUUAACCAGCUAUGUAUAUUUUAAUGUCAUUCAUCUAAAAAAAAACAACCAAUAAUGUGGUCACUUUUUGGAUGUACAUAGGGAGUUCUUUCCAUGCGUUCCAUGAAAAAUGAGCACGUAGUUCCCUAUGUCCAUGACGGGCAUGUGGAAAAUACAGUUUGUAAGCCACUCCGCAGUUAGCAAUGUAUGUCACCGAUAUGUGUGCAGUGUUGCUGGAUGGGGAGCAUGCAGUCCUUUGUUGUAUCUUCCUGUGAUGCAAGUGACGGGGUGGAAACCAGACCUUCGUGUCUUUUUCUCUCCCUCCCUUUCAGGGGAAAAAGUAUCCAUGGGAUGCAAAUACUCAAGGCUGGAUCCUUGGUUCCUUCUUCUAUGGCUACAUCAUUACACAGGUUCCUGGUGGAUAUCUUGCCCGCCAGUUUGGCGGAAAGAAGCUGUUGGGGUUUGGCAUCCUGGGCACUGCCAUUUUCACCUUGUUCACACCUUUGGCAGCAGAUUUGGGAGUCGGGUACCUCAUAGCUGUCAGAGCUUUGGAAGGCCUGGGUGAGGUAAUCUCUCCUUCUCCGCCCCCUUUAAUUGUUGUUGUUAUUAUUAUUGUUGUUAAGAGUUUCAAAACAAUUACUUUGUAAGUACAUUAACAAUCCCCUGUAAUGUUGAUAAAUUACAUUAGGUCAGCCUUUUCCAGCUUGGCAUCUUCCAGAUGGUUCAGGUCUCCAACUCCAGUCAAUCCUAGCUCUAGCCGGGCAAUGCCCAGAUGUGAAUGGAGUCCAAAACACCUGGAAGGCACCAAGUUGGGAUCAACAGCUCCACAGGGAUCUGGUUGGGGACUUUGCAAAUAGGGUGCUGGACUAGAUGGGAGCUUCGUCUGAUCUAGCUGGGCUCUGCUCAUGUUCUUAAUAGCACUUUUCUCACUUGGGUUUUCCAUUGCUGCCGCUUCAGUUACAGUUCCACUGGCUUCUUGCGUGCUCUUAUAUUUUUCCCCAGCAGAUAGACAGAUGGGCAUGAAUCUGAGAAUUGAGGGUUCCUUUUCUCCUUCCCAGUUUUCCUUACACCCACCUUACAAUGAACAUGUCUUCUAUGACUUCAUUGUGAGGACGAGCAUAUUGUUAAGAUCAUAGAGCACCACAUUAAUGGGAAAUGGUAUAUUAAGGGCUACGGGAGGAGCUGAUAUGAAAGGUAUGUCAUUCCUCUGUGGCUGUGGAACUGAUCAAAUGGCAUCUGCAGAGCUUGAAUAGAGGGGAAGGAAGUAGGAAGUUGUGCCAGGAUGGGUGGACCUGGCACUUAACUGAAAUUUGUUAUGUAAAAUGUCUGCUGCAUGCUUCCUUAAACAGUUGUGUAUAAGCUGGGUUAAAAAAUAAAAUCUUUGGGCAUUCCAAAUUUUGCACCAAAAACCUGAAUCCUGCAACUGUAUAAAUUAUGCAAGUUGAGCAGUUUUCCCUAAUUUCUCUGACUAUACAUAAUUUACUCUGCAAUUUUUGUUGUUUUUAUUUCUGCCCCAUCAUUGUGAGAGGCAAAGAACUUCAUAGGACAGCUUCAUUUAAAAGGGAGGAAAUGCGGAAAAGAAUAUUUUCAUGAAGCUUUAUUCUCCACCCAUUGCCACAUUCUGUGCUCUUGCAGAAUUGCAACAUAAAUCCAGCCCUUCCCUUAGCUCCCUGGGUUUAAUAUGAUGCUUUAAUAUGCUUGUGACCUCUUUGAAACUUAAUUGUUCAUGAACAUUUUUAUUCAAAGUUCACAUAGUUUUGAUUAGAUUUCUGGUUUAAUUUAGGGGAGUCUGGUUGUUGUUUCUUAACCUGGUCUGUCUGCAGAAUGAGGUCUCUUCCCUGCCAUGCUGUCCGGCCUCCUUCGCAUGUUGGCAUUUAAUAAUCCAAACUGAGGGAAAACCACCACUUCAAAAUAUUUGUGCUGCUGUUUCUAUGCAGAAACCAAAAGUUCAGCAUAAUUGUUAUGUCCACAAAGCAUAUUCAGCUGAAGAAUUGAGGCAGGCAAGGAAUUAGUUCUGCUUAAUUGCCCAGGAGCUAUGUGCGUUUUGUUCAGAAAAUAGCUUCGUACUAAGGCAACUGGUACUUUCUCCAGGCUACAUUGGAGAUGUUUUAUUGAAGUGAAUCUUGGCCAAAUCAUUUUACUCUUGAAAGAUAUGAUGUACUAUAAACAAAUGUGUUUUCCAGGGUGUCACCUUUCCUGCCAUGCAUGCCAUGUGGUCCUGUUGGGCUCCUCCACUGGAACGCAGUAAACUUCUUAGUAUUUCAUAUGCAGGUGAGAUGCUUUAAAAAAUGCUCAAGUCUAGCCAAUGAAGAUGCAGCACUAAUCUCUUUUAGCUGUGGUAUAACGGUUGGGAACAGGCCACAGGAUUAUGCAUUCCAUUUCUGCUCCCACCCCCAUACUCCUGCAGCUACCCAUUAAGCAUGGUUCAUUGAUGUGCAUGCCUUGCCACAAAACAAUGUUUAUCCUUAACCUAGGUGUAUUCAAAGCCUAGCAUUUUCAAUCCUUGAGAAGUCUAUGUACUUGGACAGACAGGGUGGCUGGGCGGGAUAAAAAUAAUAAAGUGAUUAUUAUUUUAAAAUAAAACUUUAAUUUCUAGGUGCGCAGCUAGGAACUGUUGUGUCUCUUCCAUUGUCUGGCUUGAUCUGUUUUUAUAUGAAUUGGAUUUAUGUGUUCUACAUAUUUGGUAAGUGUCUUCACUGUAAAUGCCGUUCAGUUGAGUAAAGAUUGUAUUUUUUUUUAAUUAUUCAUUAUAAAAUAUACAAAACAAAAUAGCAAUGAGCAAACUUUCUCAACCUCCCCUCCUCAUACAACUAAUCGCCAGUCUUAAGGUGUGAAUUAGGUUACUCUCUUUUCUCUCUCUCCAUCUUUUUAAUAAUUAUAUAUAACUUUUAAAUAUGGUUCAGGAGAAUCCAGUGGUACUCCAAUUUGGCAUAGGUACAAUUAAGAUACCCCAAAUCCUAAGGACAAUUAAAAAAAAAAAAAAAUACAGCUGGAAGAUUGUUUUUUAGUCCUGUGUCAUUGUAAAGCUUUUCGUGUGUAUUUCUAGAACACUUUGUGCCUGAUCAUAGUAAAUAAAUGCCUAAAAUACUUCCCCAGCUAUUUUGUCUGUCACACCCUGGGGAAUGUCAUAAUCUGAUGACAUUUUUCUGUUAAGCUUAUAUAUGCAUGUGUGUCAAGAAAUGUGAUCUACAGACUGCCCACUAAGAGAAUUUCUGUCUGUGGGAGAGUUUGUUCGUUUUCAGCAACCCAAUUCUCUCGCUUAAAUAGUCCCAUUGUGCGAAACAUCUCUGAUUAAUUUUGUUUCGUAUCACACCCACGGCCACCUCAUCUAUGCCUUCUUUAGCUACAGGAAGCUGACAAAUCUAGAAGUUUUUAUGCAUUUGAUGUAUCCUUAGCGCGGGUGGCGCUGUGGGUUAAACCACAGAGCCUAGGACUUGCCGAUCAGAAGGUCGGCGGUUCGAAUCCCCGUUGCUCAGUCCCUGCUCCUGCCAACCUAGCAGUUUGAAAGCACAUCAAAAUGCAAGUAGAUAAAUAGGUACCACUCCAGUGGGAAGGUAAAUGGCAUUUCUGUGUGCUGCUCUGGUUCGCCAGAAGUGGCUUAGUCAUGCUGGCCACAUGACCCGGAAGCUGUACGCCGGCUCCCUCGGACAGUAAAGCGAGAUGAGCACCGCAACGCCAGAGUCGGCCACGACUGGACCUAAUGGUCAGGGGUCCCUUUACCUUUACCUAGCAGACAACGGCAAUUGGUACACAUGGCUUCACAUUUAAGUGAUCCUCUGGAUAUGCCCACACACAUUUGCUAUGUUGGAACGAUCUCUUUCAUUUACCUUUGAGGGUGGGGUUGGCUGGUUACUACAUACCUGUGGGAUCCACAGGUAGCUCUGGCUUGAGAGACAUUUCAUGGUGAUCUUCAGAUGCUCUGCAAUAGCAGCUGGCAAGGCAUUGUGGGUGGGGCAGCCCUGUUCUCCCAUGUUUCUCAGCACCAAACAUCACUAUAACUUGCCGAGAGGAGAGAGGGGGGUAAAGGAGUGUCAGAUUGGCUCUACCGCCGUGUCCACAGUGUGCUGAGCUGCCCACUGUCUUGCCCCCUGCCCCUCUCCCUCCUGGUAAGGGGCAGUAAUGUGGGGUAUUGGGAAGCCAAGCAACACAGCACCACCGAUGCCAGCCACUCCUGGUGGGUUGUAGCAGUGCCUGCAAAUUUAAAGUCUCAUGGCUGCCAUUUCCUUGAACAUAAGCAUUGUUGUUUUCACUUUAAGGUGCCCUAGGUGUGCUGUGGUUCAUCUUCUGGAUGUUGAUAGUUAGCGAUACACCAGAAACACACAAGAGAAUUUCUCAUGCAGAAAAGGAAUACAUCCUCUCCUCCCUUACAGAUCAGGUGUGUACUUUUUGGUCAAGCCUUUGCUCAUUUCUGUUGAAGUACUGGGGUAAUAUACAUCCACUAUCGUACUUAAAGGACAAAGAGGUCCUUGUAAAAAUGCUUUUAAAGCUCAGUAACAUUUUGUUGUUUUAUAAGAUUUAUUAUCCGUCCUUUGCCGUAAGGUCCCAAGGCGGGAUACAUCAAUAAAACAUGCAAUUGUAAUUAGAACCGUUGCAAUUAUAAAUGCAUAAAACAGAUGGAACAGAACUGUAUAAAAGAGGUGGUUCCAGCAGAUGAAAAAGCCAGCUAAAAAGAACAUUUGGGUGAGAAAGGGAACAAGGAUGCCCAGCAGCAGAAUCCCUGAAAAUUCACCACUCAGACAAAUGUUUUGUCUUCCUAAUGUUAAACAGAAGUUCACCCAUGCUGUGCACCAACCGUGGUUAAGUGUGGGUGUACCUGCAUGCAGCAGGUAAGGGACUCAAGGAGGAACAUGAAUCCCAUAGCUUGUUCCUGAUAACCUUAAGCAUCGGGAUUAAGGGAUCUAUCAUUAUGCUUAAGAGUGCAGACUGGCAGGAACAAGCUCUUUAGAAAAAAUCUUCGUUGAAGUUUUAAGAAGUGUGAUUCAAUUUUUUUUUAAAGAACAUCUGCAUGAAUUGAAUUUCUUCUCUUUAGCUUUCUACUCAGAAAUCCAUCCCUUGGGGAGCCAUACUGACGUCGCUUCCACUCUGGGCUAUCGUCGUAGCACACUUUUCUUAUAACUGGACUUUCUACACACUCCUUACCCUAUUGCCUACUUACAUGAAGGAAAUUCUGAGGUUUGAUGUACAGGAGGUAAGAUACCCUGUGUUCUCCAGUUACAAAACUUACCCUGAAGUGACCUAGGCUAGAUCAUAAACUUGGCUUUCAGUAGGAAUUACAAAGACAGUCAGAACCUAAGCAUCCAGUGGGGCGAAGCUACAGAAAUAGCCUCCUGACUGUGAGGUACGGGCUGCACAGGGUCAUUCAAUUACAGCACAAGCCUACAUAGGUCUACUCGCAUGCUAGUAAUAAUAAUAAUUUAUAAUUAUAAUAAUUAUAAUAAUAAUAAUAAUUUAUUAUUUAUACCCCGCCCAUCUGGCUAGGUUUCCCCAGCCACUCAGGGAAGUUCCAACAGAAUAUUAAAAUACCAUAUUUUUCGCCCUAUAGGGCGCACCGGCCCAUAGGGCGCACCUAGUUUUCAAGGGGGGAAAUCAAGGAAAAAAAUAUGACACACACCCCACAGCUCUGGGAGCAGCGUACAGGCUGCACGCAGCCUGUGCGCUACUCCAAGACCUUCUCCCUGCUUUUGCGGGAGGUGGCGGAAUUCCCCCACCUCCCGCAAAAGCCCACAGGAGCCGCGCGCGACUCCUGCGGGCUUUUUGACCAGGAGGGAGAAGGGACUGAAACGGCCAGUCAGUCCCUUGUCCCUCCUCGGGGAAAAGCCCCCAAGAGCGGCGCGCUCUUUAAAGGGUGCGUGGCAUCCUGCAGGCUUUUCUACGAGGCGGGGGAAUUCGCCCACCUCAUAGAAAAGCCAGCAGAAGACGCGCAAACUUUAAAGAGCACGCGGCUUCUGUGUGCUUUUGCGGGAUGUGGGGGAAUUCCCCCAUCUCCCGCAAAAGCCCGCAGGAGGGAGAAGGGACUGACUCAGCCAGUCAGUCCCUUCUCCCUCCUUGGGGAAAAGCCCCCAAGAGCGGUGCGCUCUUUAAAGGCUGCGCGGCUCCUGCGGGCUUUUCGACCCAGCUUGUGGGGCUGGCACUGCUUUCCCCCACCGCCAGCCUCAAAGCCAGGUCGGAGAGUAGCGGGAAGGCGUCGCGCACCUUCCCGCUGCCCCCCAAUCCGCUGGGGGGAAGCACUGCUUUCCCCCACCGCCAGCCUCAAAGAGCAGACUCUACUGGCUUCAGCGAAAGCAACGCGAAGCCUCCGGAGCACAGUCUUUGCGUUGCUAUCACUGAAGCCAAGGAGCCUGCAUUCGCCCCAUAGGACGCACACACAUUUCCCCUUCAUUUUUGGAGGGGAAAAAGUGCGUCCUAUAGGGCGAAAAAUAUGGUACAAUAGUCCCAUGGAGUCUAAUGUGACUUGCUUCUGAGUAGACAUGCAUAGGUUUUCUCUGUUAGCCUCUUGGCUGAGUGGGAAUGCGAUCCCAAAUCGCUGGUUCAUGGCUUAUACCACACACUGGUAUUCAGUAUGUGGCCUUGAAGUCAGCUCUGUAUGUGGAGUAUCUGGCAGUGCUGAGAGAUUUUAGGAACAAGAAUAUCAAAUGGCAUCUUUGUCACCUGUCACAGGAACACAAGGCCACAUGUUCGUGUUUUUCCUGGGAAAUCCAUUCUAGUGAGAGAAGAGGAGGCUUUGGGUAUCCAACACUUCCCCACCCCCUGCAGUCCAUAAAUAAUUUAACCAGCAAUAUUACUUCUGGAAGUGCAGCUCUUAAAACUCCAGCCACUUUUUAGUGAGCAUAAUGAAAUUUGAACGUGCAACUUAAAAAUCAAUUUACUAUGAGAGGAGAGAGAAUUGUCCUUUUUUCUGUCUCUCUCUCUCCCUCUAUCUCUCACAUUACGGUGCCAUCACAGUUCCCUGUUUUGCAUUUUAAGGUUAACGGCUUAAUUAAAAAUGUGCUGCUCAUUCAAGAGCAUUUGCUAAAAUUAGGUUGAAGCAGCUGUGAAGAGCAGCCUAUCCAACUCCUUUACCUUGUGCUUCAAUUCUAAAGGUUGCUAUGUAAAUUCCUUCAGAGCAAUUGCAAUUUUUUGUUCUGCUGGCUGCACAUUUAACAGGCUCUCUGAGAAUGAACACCUGUGACAAACGAAUGUGCACCAGAGGGUUCUUUUUCCCAGGAGGAAGGAAUUGAAGCUGUUUCUCUGGCUCCUUGUUCCUUUUCCUCCUGGAACAUUCUGCUGCUGUUCUUGGGAGAACCUUCAGAUAAGUCGCCCAGUCUGCUGGUUGCAGCAUCAAGCUAGGUUCCUUAACCUUGAGCAGAGUUGCUGACUGGGAGGGCUUCGCUCCAAGUCAGAGUCUGAAUCCCCUUUGGUGGGUCUGCUGAUUUAUAAACAUGCCCCCUGAGUGAGUGAGUGAGUGAGUGAGUGAGUGAGUGACACAGAUGCUAUGCGGAGCAUCAGUUCAUCUGAUUGCCAUGGGCAUUCCUACAGUGGAUCUUCAACAGUAAUCACACCCUUUGGGUAAAAUUUUCCAGAAAUUUCAGUUACAGAGUUGGCUGUUGACUCUUCUCUUCAUGAACUGCCUAAAGCACGCUAGCUUUUGUCUGCAAGGUGCAUAAUUAAAUGGAGAAAUCCCUGUAGUGUGAACCAGCCCUUUAAGCAUCUCCUUUUAAAUCAGAUUCAUCUGAUACCAGUGCUUUGCAGUUUACCUCAGUGGAAAUAGAAUUGGUCUUGAUAUAUAUAACAAAGAGAGUCAACUUGGUUCCCCUCCAAAUAUUGGAUGACAGCUCCCAUCAUCCUGGACCAUUGGCCACACUAGCUGGGGCUGAUGGGAGUUGGAGUCUACAAACAUCUGGAGGCAUAACAUUGGCUCUAUCCUUUUGCUUACUUGAAGGGUUUCUCGGAUUCUUUUUUCCACAAUGAGCCACCUUGCCUGAACGUGGCUGUUGCAGUUCCCGCUCACUGCAAAAAGAAUCUAAGCCAAGAUGGGUGGACUGACAAGCAGUUCUAGCUGCCACUCCAGCCUCAAACCAGGCAGACGUCUUCUCCUUUAACUUGAUUGUUAACCUCUGGUGUUUCUCUGAAAAUAGGUGGAAAGCUUCUGUUGUUAAACCAGAUACUCGUGUCUCAUAACUCAGGAUGUGUUUCCACUGUAGCUUGCAAGAAUUUAUCACUUUGCCAUAUCCUUAGAAAGGAAGUCAGUUUCCUUUAUCAUAAAAUGUGUGACUUGUCAAUUAUGUUCACUGGUUAUCUUACAGUACAGUAUCCAUUAAACACUACAACAAAACAGCUGUUUCAGACAGUACAAAACAGCCUUUAAAUAGCUGUCCCCAAUCCUGUUUGUACUGCUGAAGACAUUUAUUAUUUUUAUUAUUCUGUACUUAGGUAUUCAUCUUGAAAAUAAAUAAAUAUAUGCACAAAAAAGGUGUUCCCAUCCCAUCCUAAAUCUGGUUUUCUUUUUCUGUACAGAAUGGGUUUUUAUCUGCACUGCCUUAUUUUGGCUGCUGGAUUUGUAUCAUUCUAUCUGGUCAAUUCGCUGAUUAUUUGCGGGAAAAGCAAAACAUGCCCACCGUAUGUGUUCGCAAAACAUUUACUCUGAUAGGUAAGGAAAGAAUGUGCUUGUUUUCAAUUUGGCUUGUAGUUUAAAUGGGGUUUUGUCAAGCUUGUACAGUGUUCUUACCUGCUUUAAUAAGCCCCCUCCCUCAGUUUUAAAUUCUUACCUGUUGUAAAGAAAGCUGCAAUUCUCCUGCCGGAUUCUUUCUGGCAGGUGCAUUUUAUAUACACUUAUAUUCCCAGUAGUAACAAGAGCAUUCCUGCACAACUUGUGUUCCAUAAUACCAAAUGCAGCUCCUCAACUCAGCCUUGUAUGGUGGCCCACCAAGGACUUUAUAAACACUUCACUUUUGCUGCUUUUGCUCUCUGUAUAUGGUAAGCAUCCCUGGCUGGGUAUGCAUAGUGGCUAUGAAAGGGUCAGGCCCUUUCUGGCUGCUGCUCCCAGGAUUUGGUGGCUAGGAAAGCCAAAGAAUAACUUUGAUGAGAUCCUCUUCGUGUGCCCUUGGGCCUUUGGAGAAAACCGGUGCCUGGACACACUUGGGCAAUCCUUCUAACAGCUGAGAGAUGAAACCAGCAUUGGACCAGAUGUUAAUAGCUUUGGACAGGGCCCUUGUUCCUUAUCCCUUACUGGUUGGUUGUAGGUUCAUAGGAAGGAGCCUUAACUGAGUGUAAUGGAGAGUUGCCUGUUAUACUGCUGUUCCCGCUAUAGGUGGCCCUGUGUCCAAAUGAGGCAGUGAGUCAUGCUGCUUUUCUUGUUUGCAAUGAAGCUGCUAAGCAUCCAUUCUGGCUUGGUCUCUUCUCUGAAAUCAACCGGCACUGAGUCAGCCCCUUGUUACAUCAUCUAGCUCAGUAUUGUCUACACUGAUUGGCAGUGUCUUACCAUGUGCUUCUCAGCGCCACUCCCCCCCCCCCCCCCCAGAUGGCAGGGAUCUGAACCUGGGAGAGUUGCUUUUGAAGUAGGCGUUCCACUACUGAGCAUGUUCUCUCCAUGUUCUCACUUACCCUUUCCAUGUGCCAAUAACUUCUGAAAAGCUCUCGAAGCAACCUGAAAUGGCAAUUAUAUAAACUGAAGCUGAGGUAACUUCACAAAAAAUGAUGAUUUAAAAUGCAGAUAUUUUAAUCAACUGUUCUUCUGCUCUGUUCUUUCUCCAUCCUGUCCUUCGCUAUUUCAUCGUAUUAUAAAAUGAUAAGUCUUGAUCAGAAUGGGAUGUGUUUGAUAUUUCCCUAGUGACGUUUUUAUUACCCAGUUGGGUUAUUAAAUAAGCAACUACAACAGGUUUGUUGGUUUUAAUGAACAUCUAAAGUACCAAUAGCUUCAAUUUUGUCAUGGAUAAAAUAGCUCAGGCAAAAGCAUGCAUCUCCAAAUUGAAUACAGUCUUACCUCAGGUUAAAGUCACUUCGGGUUAAAUCUUUUCAGGUUGCAUCCUGCGGCAACCCAGAGGUAAUGGAAUGAGUUACUUCUGGGUUUCGCCGCUCAUGCAUGUUCAGACGCUCAGAAUGACGUCACGUGCAUGCGCAGACGCAGCAAAUCGCGACCCGCGCAGACGCAGGUUGCGUUCUGCUCGUGAUGUGAACGGGGCUCCGGAACGGAUCCCGUUCGCAUCUAGAGGUACCACUGUAGUGAUAUAGUUUGUUCACUAGGUGGCAGCACAAUGUAGAAUAAUUGCUGGGCCUUUCCUCUCUUUAUUUUCAGUUUUUUAUCAAAAAGUAACGAUGGUCAGUCCAUAAGACAGCAGCACAAAAGACACAGAGAUUAAAACAUUUCUUAGCUAGCUUGAAACUAGAUUCUGCUUUAAAAGUUCCAUGCAAAAAUAGUUGCUUAUUUCUCACUUAGGCUGCUUACUUUCCACCCAUCUUGUAGCAUUACAGUAGGCCAGACAAAAUACUUUCAUAAUGUUACUCUGGGACAUUUUGCAGUAAUGUGGAUCUCGGGACAGAUUCUAGGCUCUGAGUGUCACUGCAAUGAUCUCUUUCCCGGGGAUUGAAUACAUUAAUUCAGCAUGUUCAAAAUGCUUGAGAGCAAUGUUGCAUGUCUUGAACCGAUCUUGUAUUAAUCCCUAUGAAUGCAUGAAGCUGCCUUGUAUGUUAGUCCAUCGAGCCCAGCGUUGUCUGCUCCAGAAGAGUUAUCCUAGUUCUGCUUCCCGAAUUCCUUCUAACUGGAGAUGUCAGGCUCUAAACAUUCACAUGCAGAGCAUUUGCUCUUGUCACUGAUCAAUGGCACUUCUUGUGUCAGUAGGAACUCCUAUACCCUUACAAAUGUGUUCUUCCACCAUUGUGUGCCUUCAACGUUGCACUCUACCAGGGCCACUACCUCUUUUUUCAUCUAUCCCUUACAGCUUCUGAGGUUCCAGGUGCUCCUGCAUCUCUUACCUGUUUGCUUUCCUGUGCCUUGGUGCGACAGGCUCUUUAGAUGUGGUUAGGAUACAGCAGUGGUUGACAAACUAAGGCCCGGGGGCCAGAUCCAGCCCAAUCGCCUUCUCAAUCCGGCCCUUGGACAGUCCGGGCAUCAGCGUGUUUUUACAUGAGUAGAAUGUGCUCUUUUAUUUAAAAUGCAUCUCUGGGUUAUUUGUGGGGCAUAGGAAUUCAUUCAUUUCCCUCCAAAAAAUGUAGUCUGCCCCCCCCACAAGGUCUGAGGGACAGUGGACCAGACUGCUGAAAAAGUUUGCUGACCCCUGCUUUAGGCAGUCUUGCCCAGGGAUCAGCAAAGGACUGUUGCUUUGUUUAUAGAUCAAGAGCUGAGAACCACUAGUAUUAUUUUUUAAUGAAAAGUCACUGCAAUGUUUUACAAAGAAUAAACAAAAUUUGAGUUCCCAUGAAGGUAAGGUUUCUGCUUUGUUUUUAUUAAGGAAUGAUUGGACCUGCGGUAUUCCUUGUAGCAGCUGGAUUCAUAGGCUGCGAUUAUGAAAUGGCUGUUGCAUUUGUAACCAUAUCCACAACACUAGGGGGUUUUUCUACAUCUGGAUACAGCAUCAACCACCUCGAUAUUGCACCAUCGUAAGUAUUCAUGACUGAGUGUGCGUUUUUUCAAACAAGAUUCCCUGAAACAGUGAAUUCAAUAACCACAGUACUUGUCUGCAUUUUUCUUCAGUCACUUAUUUGGGUUAAUUCAACUCCUUUGUGUGGCAGCCUUAAGUUGCAAUCCUACCAAUGCACUCUUAACUCUGGGAGUAAAUCCUAUAGAAUCCUGAUCUUCCAGGCAGGGAGCCUCCAGGUAUGCAGCAUGUUCCCUGCUUCAGAAGAUUGCCUGUCUCUUGUGGAGGGCAAUUGGAACAGCCAUGGGGGGAUGGAAAGGGAGAGCAGAACUAAAAUGCUCACCUCCCUGUACUUGUGUGUUUAAUUAAAAUGACUAGAGAAUGCCUGAAGAAGGCUUCAGUGGGGCUGACCUCUGCGUAGAAAUGCAGAGGGUUGCAGCGUGUAAUCUGCUGUUGAUAUUAUCUGCCUGCUUCCCCUCAUCCACCCACCAGCGUUUCUGUAGCACAUGAUAUUUGCUUGUUGAAGGUAUAGUUAGAGGUACUUGCAUAGGUUGACACUUAGGUAAUGGGGAAUAGCUCCUGUGGGACACAGAUGUACUAUAGACAUCAUUUUCAAAGUGGAUAUCAAUGCCAUUGCAAUGCUUAGAUAUAUAUUUUUUUGGGGGGGGGGAGCUAUACCACUAAGGGAUUUAUGGAUCUUUAUAAGAUACUCAUCUAUCCUGUGAGGCUUUUCCUUUUUGGCAUUCAUCUUCAUAAAGUCAUUAAUGUUUAAGCAGUUCCAAGUUAGCAAAGGUCAUAUAAAUGCCAGCUUCUUUAUUCAACGAGUAUGUAAUUAAUAUACUGAAGCUGUGCAAUGGUUCUUUGGGGUUUCAGUUGGGGGGUCUUCCCCAACACUACCUGGGGAUGUCCUGAACUGAACUUGGAACUUGCAAGGUGUGUGUUCCACCAGGGAGCUUUGGCCUUGCCCCAGGCAUCCUUUCUCAGAGUAUCAUUUUGCCUUUCCCUCACAUUACCAGACAGGGAAGCGCACGAGGCACAUUUUGUCAUGGCAUUUCUAACAUGCCAGCUAGAGUGAACUCCGGUUUUCUGCCUUCCAGUUUUUUGAACUUCACACCUUUUCCAGCCUGAUUGGUGGUUUGUUAAAAAUUGUGUUGUUUUGCAGAUUUUUUUGUUUGUUUGUUUUUAAUGCUUCCAGUUUGUGAAUUGCUUUUUGAAAUUUAAGAAGCAAAAGGCAAAAUAGAUACAGUAUGUGUUUAAAUAAAAUUAGAGGAGAGCAAGUCGCAAAGUUACAGUUCCUCUCAGAUUGCGCUGCCCUUACGCAGAGUGUAUCCACACAAGGGCUUAGAGAGCGGCCACUUGCCUGCCCACUGUGAAUCCCUGUGCUAAAGCCAAGUAUGAGGGUGACUUAGCACUUGGGUUUUGUUUCCCUCAUAAAUACUUCAUUGAGAAGUUUGUGCAUGUCUCCUAAUCCACUCUGGACAAGUGGAUGAAUCAUGUGCGAAAUUCUUUCUGGGGUGUCUUGUUUCAGUAUGUUAGGAGUGCCAAAACAUUUGAGCUUGUGCUGAGAAUAUCUCCCCACCCCAUACAUGUCUAGUUUUAUAUAAUAUAUGUGUGUGUGUGUGUGUGUGUGUGUGAAUUGCAAGGGAAUGAAAAUCCUACCAUCGUUCCUGAGUACCGGAAAGAAGUUCAAGGCACUGUGGCAUCAGGAACCAGCUGAUUUUUUUUCUUCUUAUUUUCUUAGAUAUGCUGGCAUCCUCCUUGGAAUUACAAAUUCAUUUGGCACUAUCCCAGGAAUGGUGGGACCACUUGUUGCUAAAGGCCUAACUCAUAGUGUAAGUUAUUCUUGGUCUUUCCCCCCCAUUUUCUUCUUUUAAAGGUUAAAGAUUUGAUUGUCUCAUGUGUCAUUAUUGGCUGUGGGUUUUUUUCUUGUUAUUUUUAAACAAGACCAAAGAAGAUUGUUUUAUACUUUCUCUCUCAUACCAUGUUUAUUGAUAUAAAACUGCAGCCAUAUGUCAUGCGGCAGAGAAAAUUAAUCUCUUUUCUGAGACUCUCUGUACUAAUAUCAAUUUUUAUUUUAAUAACCCAUAUGUUCUCGUCCGUUGCUUUGUGAGCUGUGCCAUAGUAACCCUCCCAUUCAGCAAAACAAGUUCUUUAAGCCUCUUCAAGCAUAUAUAAAACAAAAUGAGGACAACCUGGAAAGAAGGAAAAGCGGAAGGGGGAGUAAAGCUUCAUGGUUCCACUGUGUGAAUUUAACUGGGACCCUUGAAGAAAAACAUCCUAGCACAGAACAGCUGCAUUUUUAGCCCCAUCAGUCUUAUUAAGUGAUAGGCACCCUUGAGCCUGAUAAACUGGUGUUGGGUUGACACUGAUUCCUCAGGAUUUUAAAACUGGGGUGUGUGUUAGAGUGCAGCUCAAAUCUCCUCUGGCAAUGGACCUCCUAUAAGUUGAGGUUCUCAAGUUUUCAUGUAUUCACAAGACAGGUUGUUAUACUGAAAUGCUAUUUAAUAGCAAGAGUUGCAAACUUUGAGCAACUUCUCAAAGUUCUUUAUACACUUUAUUCCACUGCUGGUGGAAACUUCAGUUUAGAACUCUCACUAAACUCUUGAGUAUAGUUUAUACAGAAUAAGAGUUACACCCCUAAUUGAAUCCCGUUUAGCACAAGUCAUACUGAGCUGAACAAAAUAUGCCAUGUUUUGAAUAAAUAAUUGUAUUGGCUACAUAGAUCCAGUCUCUAAACAGUGCUCAGGUGGACCAGGAAAGAGCAGAGAGUUCAAGUGUUCUCUUUAUUUCAAGCCUUAACAGAAGUCUUCUGGUUUCCUCAACCCAUAGUUGGCCAUGACAUCUAUACCAAUAAACUGUGGCUUGAGCAGGCCUUGCAAACCCAAUCCUCCAAACCAGGGAUGGGAAACCUGAAGUUCUCCAUAUGUUGUUGGGCUACAGCUUCCAUCACCGCUGACUUUUGGCCAUGCUAGUUGAGGUCCAGCAAUAUCUGCAAGUCCAUGGGUUCCACAACCUUAGGCAAACAAUGGGUUUAAAGGAUCAGGAAUGCAACAUCUGAAUGCAGCCAUCUUUUUAAUACAAAUUAUCUGCUCCACACAUUCUCCUUUUCCUGCCAUUCAGUUUAUUCCUGAUCAUGGUUCUGUUACAGUAAUGCACUGAUUUAUCUCCUUAUUUCUGCCCCUUUGCCAGAAUACUGUGGGAGAAUGGCAGACUGUCUUCUAUAUCGCCGCUGCCAUUAACUUAUUUGGAGCCAUCUUCUUUGCAUUAUUCAGCAGCGGAGAAGUUCAAGACUGGGCACUCAAUGGCUACCACUUGCAUAGGAACUGAAUGAACCUUGGGGUUAAUCACCGCCACACAUUGCAAUCAUGUGACCUGGAAUGCCUUUCACAUGACGUCUGCAAAGUCUAUUGUGACCCUUUCUUGUUGCAGCUGGAAAAUAUUUCACAUUUCAAUAUGCUUAUUCUGUAAGAAGAAUGUGGGAUCCAGUCUUACACAAUUGAUUGGUGUCAGAUACCUGUGACACAUUCUAAUCAGUGUAUCAACUUUUUAAAAACGUGCCUGAAUUAAAUAUUAGUUGGAGGGGGUGUAACACAGAAAAAGAUGAGAUUUUGUUGGUUAAGGUAAUUUUAGGUAAGGGUUGUUAGAAUUAUUGCUGGUUUUAGCUGUAUUUAUUUAUCUUGUAUGAUUAAUCCAAAAAGUAAUGGAAAUUAAAAACAGGGAAUUAAUCCUUGUGCCCUCUUAAAGUAUGUAUUUGUGAGCAUGUGUCCACUGUGACAGGAAUGGAGAACCUCUAGCUUUCCAGAUGUAGCUGGACUACAACUCCCAUCCUCCUCCACCAUUGUCCGGGGCUGAUGGGAGCUGGAGUGCAACAACAUUUGGAGGGCCUACCUCUCUGCUCAGGCCUUGCUUUUGAACUUCCCAUAGUCAUCAGGUUGGCCACUAUGAGAACAGGAUGCUGGGCCUAGAUGGGAAGGAGGCCAAAUCCAGCAGACUCUUCCCAUGUUCCCUGUGCUGUGUGGUUUCACCAGACCUGUGAAGCACAAACACUGCUACAUCAUGGAGGAAAAUAAGCCCAAAGUCUUUUACUAUAUGGAGAAAUUCAGCAAUGAUGUUGAUUUGAAGGAACGGUUUCUCUUUCCCCUCCUUUUUUCCUCUCACUGUCCUAAUACUCAUUUUGAGCAACAAACCACAAUUAUCCAGGCAGAAUAAGACCAAGUGGCAGCAGGAUCAUACUAAAAGUUGGUUGCAAAAUAUGUACCAAUGCAAUCCUGUGCAUAUAUACUUGGAAGCCCCCCUGGGGCUUCAGUGGGACUUAUUCCCAGGUAAGUGAGUGCAAGAUUGCAGCCAAAUUGACUAUUAGGUUUCUGAAUGAAUAAACCUGAAGGUUAAACUAAGAGUGUGUCUGCAUAGGCUCUCUUCAGGGAUUGGGUGUGCCCAUGUAACUGAUUCAGAAUCCUACAGCCCUCGGCCAGUCGUUGACGUCUGUCAGUUCACAUUGCAGAUAAGGCCUGUGUCAGCUUAUUUUGUCACAAUGAGAUCCAGAAUACUAGUAAGGGGUUGGCCCACGUUGCAUUGCACCUUCUUUUUCAGAAGAUAUCUCCCUAACUUCAUAUUUGAAGCUAGCAUACCAAACUGGAAAUGGAGGGAAUAUCCAUGCGUAGAACCACCUAAGAGAUACAAGGAAGAAGAAGAAGAAAAAACUUUUUAGAAUAGGUUUUGGGAUUCUUCCCGUACCCGUGCUGAUUUUUUUAUUUUUAAAAGACCCAAAAAUUAUUGAAGAGCAGCAUUGGGGUUUCUCCACUACUGCUGUGGUUUGGAAAGCACACCACACCCUGGUCAGAGGACAGCCUCCAGAAGUAGAGCUGAGGUUUCAUGUCUACACACUAAGUGUAAGUGCCAUUGAAUCCACACUGGGACAUAAUUCUGAGGAGCUCUGCCUUGUACGAUGGAAAUGUGAACUUCCGUAGCACUGAAUGUGCAGUUGUGCAUGGGAAUGACAUGGUGGGCUAGGCAGCUGAGGCUUUGGCCUCGAUAUAGAGUACUAGGACACAACAGGCUAAAUGGUCCUUUUUUGGAUCAUUCCAGGUGUAAAGCAAUCCAAAGGGGGGACACACUUUGGUGUUCCUUCCACCAACCCAAAGGGAAACCUGAUACACCUCCCACACGCUGCUCCAGUGGAGCCCAGCUGACUUCAUUUCUGAGAAAUGACAGGUUACUUUUGUUAGCCAGCUUUACAUACAUUUUAAUUUGCAUUGAAAUGUGAUAAUGACGUCUUGUCAGCUGUGUUGUAUUUUGCAACUUUCAGUGUAAUAAACAGUGCGGGCAUUUUG
Molecule: messenger RNA, 26728 nt
Organism: Podarcis lilfordi (Lilford's wall lizard)
Lineage: Eukaryota; Metazoa; Chordata; Lepidosauria; Squamata; Lacertidae
Source: the annotation of a GenBank genome assembly